Molecule: messenger RNA, 1366 nt
Organism: Lucilia cuprina (Australian sheep blowfly)
Lineage: Eukaryota; Metazoa; Arthropoda; Insecta; Diptera; Calliphoridae
Gene: Nmnat
Product: nicotinamide/nicotinic acid mononucleotide adenylyltransferase 1
Exons: 5
Coding region: 188-967 (259 amino acids)
Biological process (GO): NAD+ biosynthetic process
Molecular function (GO): nicotinamide-nucleotide adenylyltransferase activity; nicotinate-nucleotide adenylyltransferase activity
Source: RefSeq, a predicted model, not a curated record
GGUUUCUGACAACGACCUUGCUAAAUAAUAAACAACAAUAUUUUCCUUUUUACACACUGACGGAAUUUCACCAGAAGCCGCAUAAGGAAACAAAAAAUAUAAUAAUUUAUUGUAAAAUAAUUAAACUUAUUUAUAAAGUAUAAAGAAAUUAAAAAAAUUGUCACAUAUAGGAAAAGGGUCAAGCAAAAUGUCAGCAUUUAUAGAAGAAACCUCGAAUCGAUUAUUACCCAGAAUUGUGCUAAUCGCAUGUGGAUCAUUCAGUCCACCAACACCUAUGCACUUUCGUAUGUUUGAGAUCGCAAAAGAUCACUUUGAAAUGCAGGGUACACACAAAGUUAUAGGCGGGAUUGUUUCACCCACUCAUGAUGCAUAUGGUAAAAAAGGUUUAGCACCCGGCAAACAUCGUUGCUCCAUGGUAAAAUUGGCUUUGCAAUCCUCCACUUGGAUACGUUUGUCGGAAUGGGAAACGCAACAAGAUGGCUGGUCACGCACUCAGGCUGUUCUGCAGUAUCAUCAAAAUUUCAUGAAUAAUUAUAUAAAUUCUCCUGAUUUGGAUAAUAUGAAUAGUGGAGAUCAUCAAAUACCCAGCUGGUUGCCUUCAAGUCUAAGGGAACGACGUGAUCCAGUGCAAUUGAAACUUUUAUGUGGAGCUGAUUUGUUAGAGUCAUUUGCUGUACCUGGUUUGUGGGCGGAAGAAGAUAUUGAAGAUAUUAUUGCCAACCAUGGUUUAGUUGUUAUUUCACGCAGUGGUUCAAAUCCUGAGAAAUUUAUAUUUGAUUCAGACACUUUAACGAAAUAUCAACGUAAUAUAACUUUGGUCACCAAUUGGGUAUCAAAUGAAGUCAGUUCAACUAUGAUACGACGAUUACUGGGACGUGGUCAAUCCUGUAAAUAUCUUAUAGAUGAUAUGGUUUUGGAAUAUAUAAAACAAUUUGGUUUAUACCAAUCGAACACCGAUUCUAGCUGACCUCCUCCUUCUUCUAACACCUUAAAAUGCACUUCAACUACUGCCAUCACAACUGGUAGCAACACCAAAACCACCACAACAACAAUUACUACUACUGCUAACCUUGCUACUAAUAGUAGAAGUCUUACAAUAAAUUCUGAUAAUAAGAAUCAAAAUUUAAACAUCGAUUUACAAUUUUUGUCUUCAAAAUCUUCCAACAAUUCUUCUUCUGUAAUAGCACCAGAACACAAUAAUUUAGCACAUGUUACCUGGAAGUUAUAUAUGGAGUGUGAGUGUUAUUAGAGAAAUUUGUAAAAAUCAAAACCGAAAAAGAUCAAACAAAUUGUUAAUUUAAUCUUAUUGUGAUAUUUUAUUUUAAUUUUUAAUUUCAAUUACAUUUUCGUUAUUGAAAAAACGUAA